CUUCUAUAAGAUCGAAUCUUAAAGCGUACGCAACAGUAAUGACAGUCAGUGUUUUUUGAACUGAAUUCCGGUUGACAAGGAAACUCUUGGUGCAGCAUUUAAGGGUGCAGCCCGCGGCACCAUGCGCCUGCCGCCAUGAGGUCUGGAGCGCCCGCGCCUCUCCUCGCCAUGGCCUUCAACAUUGUCCUCUGCAACCUCACCACCACAGGCCCUACGACGCGGACGGAGCACCUGCACCACCACCACGACUGGGGCCCCCACGUGGAGAGCUCCGAGGGGGGCAACGUCAGCGUGCGCGUCGGCCAGACGGCCACCCUCGACUGCCGCGUGCAGCUGCUGCACGACAAGACGGUGUCGUGGGUGCGCCGGCGUCCUGGGUCUGAGGAACUGCAGCUGCUGACGGUGGGCCGGCAGACGUACUCUGGGGACGAGCGGUACGCCGUCAGCUUUCAGUACCCGGACAACUGGAGGCUCACCGUCAAGGACUCCCGACCUGCGGACCAGGGCGACUACGAGUGCCAGGUGUCCACGCACCCGCCUCGCACUGUGCGUUACAACCUCCUCAUCAGGGGUUUUGGGUUCUGGGCUGCGGGCGAGAAUGCAGGUGGUCGUCGGCUGUGGAAGGGCAUCAAGCGACGGCAGGAUUCACGCCGAAUCAAUAGCACUGUGUGCGGCGCCGCCCCAGCCGGCGUCAAAGGCGACGCCGAAUUAAAUCCGACGCCGGCGCGCCCACCGCCCGCCUCCAGCCUCUGCCGCAGUAAUAGUGUUUGGCGACUUUUCCGCUGA
Messenger RNA from Schistocerca piceifrons (Central American locust), 786 nucleotides. RefSeq lists its product as uncharacterized. The transcript is spliced from 6 exons. Gene Ontology annotation, biological process: synapse organization. Bases 136 to 786 code for a protein of 216 amino acids. Gene Ontology annotation, cellular component: neuron projection membrane. NCBI's taxonomy places the organism in Eukaryota, Metazoa, Arthropoda, Insecta, Orthoptera, Acrididae. The record is from RefSeq and is a predicted model, not a curated record.